ACACACUUCCCUUACUCAUCCACCCUCUUUAACUCACCAUCACUUCUCUUCUUAUAUAUCUUAAGAAUUAGAUCGAGAUGAUUUCAACGACGUCGUUUUUCGCCCCAAAAGUUGUCGUACAAGGCCCUCAUUCUCAUUCCAGUACAAGCACAAGCACCGGAUUUCGCCCAAUCAACGUCGUUUCAGCCUCAUGCGCAUCCACCGUCCAGAAACGUGCAUCCCACGUGGCCUCCACGUCAUCUCUCUACGAUGUACUUGGUAUUCGGAUGGAAGCCACGUGUCAGGAGAUUAAGACCGCUUACCGUAGAUUGGCUAGGGUCGUUCAUCCUGACGUGGCAGCUAGCGUAGCUAAUAGUCAAAGUUCAGCUUCGGCGGACGAGUUCAUGAAAAUCCAUGAAGCUUAUUCCACGCUGUCCGAUCCCGAUAGACGCGCCGAUUACGAUCGCCGGUUAUUCGGACGGAAAUGGCCGGUUAGUUCUGGAUUUCCCAGCCGUAAACGCCGAACUUGGGAGACCGAUCAGUGUUGGUAGCGAACAAAAAAUAAUCUUUGCUUUGCUACUAUAAUAUAUAAGAACAGAUCGAGUGUUUUAUUAAAGGCAUCUGUUUCAUUCCAACACUCCAAUUCCCAAGAAUUAUUUCUCUGUCUUGAAUUGAAGGAUAUUUUUAGUGUGUUUAUUUGUAUAUACUACGUUAUUAAUUCAUUGUUAAUUAUUUGUUUUGUUGUAAAAGGCGCCAUUUUAUUAUUGCCCAAUCAUAUUGCAAAUAUUAUUAUUAUAAUUAUUAAUCUCCUUUUGUGA
Molecule: messenger RNA, 797 nt
Organism: Cannabis sativa
Lineage: Eukaryota; Viridiplantae; Streptophyta; Magnoliopsida; Rosales; Cannabaceae
Product: chaperone protein dnaJ 11, chloroplastic
Exons: 1
Coding region: 78-530 (150 amino acids)
Source: RefSeq, a predicted model, not a curated record